Molecule: messenger RNA, 5526 nt
Organism: Conger conger (European conger)
Lineage: Eukaryota; Metazoa; Chordata; Actinopteri; Anguilliformes; Congridae
Product: GTPase IMAP family member 8-like
Exons: 4
Coding region: 1480-4032 (850 amino acids)
Molecular function (GO): GTP binding
Source: RefSeq, a predicted model, not a curated record
AGCAGAGAUUGCGAUGUAGGUGUAACACGAGUGGGCUCACUAAUUAACUGAGUUUGAUUCAGAUUUCCAAAAAGAUUUUUAACAAUCCAGUUCUUGAAAUCACCUAAUAUAAUAAUCUACAAUGGUAGAUCUCGUUAAAGGAUUCAGCACGGAUGCUGCAGUGGGUAGCACUGCCGCCUCACAGCAAGGAGGUCCUGGGUUCGAAUCCCCGUCGGCCGGGGCCUCUCUGUGUGGAGUUUGUGUUUGCGUGGGUUUCAUCCGGGUACUUCUCCCACAGUCCAAAGACAUGUAGGUUAGGCUGAUUGGAGAGUCUGAAUUGCCCAUAGGUGUGAGUGAAUGGUGUGUGUACCCUGCGAUGGACUGGCGACCUGUCCAGGGUGUAUUCCUGCCUUUCACCCAAUGUAUGUUGGGAUAGGCUCCAGCCCCCCUGCGACCCUGUUCAGGAUAAGCGGGUUAGGAUAAUGAAUGAAUGAAUGAAUACUUCUGAUAUUCAGAAAGAAAGAAAACUUAAUCAACUAUAUUACUUGCUGUAUUAUGUAGACUGGGUAUAAAAGUGGCGACAUUUUAACAGGAUUUUUUAAAGGAACAUGAAUGAUGGGUUUAUGUCAACAUUACAUUUUUCGGGGCCACUUCCUGAAGUCGGUGCUACAGCGUUCUCGCUUGCUAUUGUGUUCCUGACAAUAUCCUUGCAUUAUUGUCAGACCCCUUUACGUUUGUUAUUUUUUUGCUUCCUUUGAGCUCUUUAGUGUGGGUACUGGACGCGUUCCUUAGUUCAGCUCCCUCUGUUUCCUCUUAGUUGGCGGGAACGGAGGUCUUUAGCUAGGUCUUUGCCUUUCCUUCUCCUCCUUACGAGUUUGCCCAUUUUUUGUGGGUUGCUUUAUUUUGGCGCUGCUGAGAGAUUAUUCUCGCCUCCUCGUUUACUAUGAGUUUGCUCAGUUUUCGUGGGUUGCUUUAUUUUGGCACUGCUGCGAGAUUAUACUCCCAUUAAAUGUUGUUUUUUUUUCAAGCUAUAAAACAUGUGUGACUUACCUGUGCAGUGAGAACAUGCAUAAAGAUAAGACAUUGGACAUAGAACUUAAAGAAAGUGUACUUCAUUUAAUGAGCAAACAACUGGAUGCCUCUAAUGGCAAUUCUAAAAGCGCUCUCUGUCAAUUGAAGACAUGCACUAAAACUGAAAUAAUGAAUCAAGGUGAACUAUCCCUGUUAGAGGGAGAGGCAGAAAAGCCUGAUGUUAUAAUGUGGCAAACUUUUUGUGUGUGAAAAUAUUUCAGCACAAUAUGAACUUAAGACAGUUAAACAAAAUAAAUGAAAACUGAUAAUGAUUUGAUGAUAAUGUUAAAAUAAUUUAGCAGACAAAACUGGACAAAGACAGAGGGACCGACAUGGCAGCUGGUUUGGUGAGCUGUCAUCGUGGUGAGUUUUUUCUAUCUGCGCAAAAAAAUAGUAAAAAAAAUAUUGAUCAUUAAACAUUUUAAAAAAAUGUUUCAAUAUGUAGACAUUAAUUAUGAAUGGUCUGGACUGUACACGGACCCAUCAAUUUUAAUUUUUACAGAAUGCCAGGUUUGUAAACUUUCUAAAAUUUGUUUCUCUCUAACAGGAGAGGAACACCGUCUCUCAGAGCUGAGGAUUGUGCUGCUGGGGGGGAGACUGAGUGGGAAGAGUUCAGCAGGAAACACCAUCCUGGGCAGAAAGGAGUUUAAGUCUGGAAUAAGAACUGCACAAUGUGUGAAGAGACAGGGUGAAGUAGCUGGGAGACAGGUCACUGUGGUCGACACACCAGGCUGGUGGAUAAAUUAUUCUGUGAAGGACACUGCAGAGCUGGAUAAACAGGAGAUUGUGCGCAGUGUGUCUCUGUGUCCCCCGGGACCCUGUGCUCUCUUCCUGGUCAUUGAUGUGAGCUCAGCAUUCAGAGAGAAACACAGGAGAUCAGCGGUGGAACACCUGAAGCUUCUCAGUGAGAGAGUCUGGAGACACACUAUAGUGCUGUUCACCAGGGGAGACUGUCUGGGAGACAAAACCAUUGAACAACACAUCGAGACUGAAGAGAAGGUCCUCCAAGAGCUCAUAGAGAAAUGUGGGAACAGGUAUCAUGUUCUCAACAAUAAGAACAGGGCUGAUGGGACUCAGGUCACAGAGUUGCUGGAGAAGAUAGAGGAGAUGAUGGCAGGGCAUGGAGGCUCUCAGUAUGAAAUAGAUAGAAUGUUCUUACAGGAGGUAGAAGAAAAGAGGAGGGCAGUGGAAGAACGAGUGAAACAGAGGAUGGUGAAGGUUCAGAAACAGAGACAGACUCGCCAAGCACUUUUUAAGGGAGAGGAACACCGUCUCUCAGAGCUGAGGAUUGUGCUGCUGGGGGGGAGACUGAGUGGGAAGAGUUCAGCAGGAAACACCAUCCUGGGCAGAGAGGAGUUUAAGUCUGGAAUAAGAACUGCACAGUGUGUGAAGAGACAGGGUGAAGUAGCUGGGAGACAGGUCACUGUGGUCGACACACCAGGCUGGUGGAGUAAUUAUUCUGUGAAGGACACUGCAGAGCUGGAUAAACAGGUGAUUGUGCGCAGUGUGUCUCUGUGUCCCCCGGGACCCUGUGCUCACUUCCUGGUCAUUGAUGUGAGCUCAGCAUUCAGAAAGAAACACAGGAGAUCAGCAGUGGAACACCUGGAGCUUCUGAGUGAGAGAGUCUGGAGACACACUAUAGUGCUGUUCACCAGGGGAGACUGGCUGGGAGACGCAAUCAUUGAGCAGCACAUUGAGACUGAAGGGAGGGUCCUCCAAGAGCUCAUAGAGAAAUGUGGGAACAGGUAUCAUGUUCUCAACAAUGAGAACAGGGCUGAUGGGACUCAGGUCACAGAGCUGCUGGAGAAGAUAGAGGAGAUGAUGGCAGGGAAUGGAGGCUCUCACUAUGAAAUAGAUAGAAUGCUCUUACAGGAGGUGGAAGAGAAGAGGAGGGCAAUGGAAGAACAAGUGAAACAGAGGAUGAUGAAGGUUCAGAAACAGAGAAAGACUCUCCGGGCACUUUUUCAGGGAGAGGAACACUGUCUCUCAGAGCUGAGGAUUGUGCUGCUGGGGGGGAGAUGGAGUGGGAAGAGUUCAGCUGGAAACACCAUCCUGGGCAGAGAGGAGUUUGAGUCUGGAAUAAGAACUGCACAGUGUGUGGAGAGACAGGGUGAAGUUGCUGGGAGACAGGUCACUGUGGUCGACACACCAGGCUGGUGGACGACUCGUUCUGUGAAGGACACUGCAGAGCUGGUCAAACAGGAGAUUGUGCGCAGUGUGUCUCUGUGUCCCCCGGGACGCUGUGCUCUCUUCCUGGUCAUUAAUUUGAGCUCAGCAUUCAGAGAGAAACACAGGAGAUCAGCAGUGGAACACCUGGAGCUUCUCAGUGAGAGAGUCUGGAGACACACUAUAGUGCUGUUCACCUGGGGAGACUGGCUGGGAGACGCAAUCAUUGAGCAGCACAUUGAGACUGAGGGGAGGGUCCUCCAAGAGCUCAUAGAGAAAUGUGGGAACAGGUAUCAUGUUCUCAACAAUGAGAACAGGGCUGAUGGGACUCAGGUCACAGAGCUGCUGGAGAAGAUAGAGGAGAUGGUAGCCAGGAACAGGGGUCUUUCCUUUAUUUUUGGGGAGAGUGAUGAGAAAAGAAAUUAUAUGAGAAAGGAAAUUAUUGAACAGAAGAGCUUUGAGGAGGAGUGGAACAGAAGAGAGGAGGAGCUGUUAGAGAGAGUAUCUCAAAUUGUGGUUGACCCAGAGAAAGAGGGAUCCACACUGCCAUUCAUGAAGCGGAGAAACAGCUUUGAAAUGCUUCCUCCUUCUAUGAGCGGAGGGACUCCAGCCCCCUCUGAAGCAGGCAGCUCUGUGCAGGGUUAUCAAUCUGCUCAUCAACUUUCCAGUAAGAAGGUGUCACAGUGGCUGAAAAGGAGCAAAUCAGGGAGAUCAGCAUCAUCUGGAUACGGAACGAUGAGUUCUGUAGUAAGCGAAGCAGAGAUAUGUGACACAGAGACACCGGAACAGGACAGUGCCAGUGACACUACAGACUAAACACUUAUUUACCCUGCCCCCAUGUGGUAGGUUGUGUAACGACUUAAUGUUUUUCAAAACCUGCCAAAUUGUAAAUCCCCUAAUAUAAAAAUAAAAAAAAUUCAUAUUUUCAUACUUUUCACUACAGAGAUUAGUUUUUGAUCAGUUGGAACUGAAAGGCCUAUUUACAGUAAUUUGCUAGUCUAGCAUCCUGGUUCUUCCUUCCUCCUGCCAAGGGCAUAGAAUGCAUGCUUUGAAAAGGAAGUGGCAAUAUUUUUUUUUCCAGUUCAGAAGGUUCAGGAAUAAUUCAUGAGCGCAUGUUGAGGAUUGGGAGGGGGGAAUAAUUACUGAGAAUUUAACUUUGUCAGAUACUUUGGCCUUCACGGGUUGUUUUUGUUUGUUUGUGUUUUUACCCUUUCAGUCCCAAGAGUCCCGCAUGGCACUCAAGCGUAACUACCAUAAAAUCCCACAAGUGCCUUAAAGUAUACCUUAUACCUUUUCAACCAAUCAAAAUGACUGCUAUAAUAUUGUUUAGAGCCCCUCUUAAAACCCUCCUAAAUUUUCUCAACUUUCUUAACGUUCUCAACCAAAGCCAAAGCCCCUUGGUAUUUGGGUAGAGCCACUUCAUCUUGGGCUUGGGACUGAAAGGGUGAAGUGAGGUUUAAUAAAUCCUCACUAGCGUUUCAUUAAGACCGGCUGGUAUGUUCAUACCACAAAAAACAUAUGUAUUAUUCAUGAACAUUCCAAAGUCAUCUGACUGGAAAAAAAAAUUAAGCUAAUGUGUUAAAGUGGAAUCGAACCCGGCCCUGGACUUGCAGGAUUCCUGCAGCACAGGUUCUUCCCUGUGGCUCACUUUGCACACACAGGCUACAGGAUGAGAGACACUCCUCUCUGCUCUUUCCUUCAGCUGCAGUGCUCCUGGUGUGCAGGUGGUUUAAUUCAAGAAACAUUUAGAAAAUACUUUGUUUAUAAUAUUUAUCACAAUUUGUGAAUAUUUUAUAUAUAUAUGUGCUAUGUGCUUUAAGUAUUAUUAUUAUUAAGUAAUUAAUCAGUUAGAAGUAUUAGUUUCAGUAACAAUUAACUGAAAAGCACUAGAUAAGAAUUCAGUGUUCACAGGAACACAACCCCCAAUAUGAAAUUCCUUAUAGACACUGCCCCCUGGUGGAUGAAAAAGAUUUAACUUUGUCAGAUACUUUAGCCUACAUGGUUUUUGUCACUGAAGCCAAUUAAUUAUUUAAGAAUCAUUACUGAAGCUUUAAGUUAAGAAUGAAUUAGUCUACAUCUGAAAUAUGUCUGAUUAGACUACUUAAAUGUGACAGGAUAUUUCUGUUUAUACAUAGAACUUGGUAAGUCCUACAGCUUUUUAGACAAUAUACCAAGCAACGUAUCUUACUGUGCAUUUCAUCUUGAUUUGUUCAGAUUUGAUGAUAAACUUUAGCUUUAAAUACAAUUAUUUGUGUAGUAUCUGUUCAUUACAUUAGAAGUUUGAAGCAUGUGCUGUCAGGUGUGGUGUCU